AUGUUGCCAGAUGUUUUGCAUUCAAAUGUUUUGCUUCAUUUCAUUGGGGUAAAGAUGGAGAAUAAUCUUAGCCGAAGCGGCAGCCGAUCGAGCUCCGUAUGUGAGCUGGAAAAAGAUUUUAACGAUAUGGAAAUUAUAAAAUCUAGGACGAACCGACGCAACGUAUUGCUGCGAACGCCAGCCGCGCGGAAAGCUAAACGAGUCAGAUUUUUUAGAAAUGGUGAUAAAUUCUAUUCGGGUGUAAUUAUUCCAGUCUUGCCAGAAAGAUACAGAUCUUUUGAUAGUCUCACAGCAGAUUUAACAAGGGCUUUAGUUGAUAAUGUAACUCUGCCUAGUGGUGUAAGAACAAUAUAUUCACUUGAGGGUAGAAAAAUAGGCAAAUUGGAUGAUCUAGAAGAUGGCCAAUCUUAUGUCUGUAGUGGAUUUGGUGAGCCUUUCAAGCGACUAGAUUAUGAAGCCAGUGCAGUUACACCUCAAUCAUUCAGACUUAGUGGUCCAGAGUCUUUGAGUGAUAGUUCAAGUCCAUCCCCAGCGAGAGCAAAUAACAGAUUGUCACGAUAUUUGCAGGCAAAUGGUAGUAGUACUCCUGGUAAUGGAACAGCAAGAGUCAGUCCUGCCGGGGAUAAUGUAGUCCGACCACGCAUUGUUACUAUUAUCCGAAAUGGAGUCAAACCAAGAAAGGUCUGCAGAUUAUUACUUAAUAAACGCAAUAGCCCCACACUGGAGCAUGCGUUGGCUGCUAUCACAGAGUGUGUUAAAUUAGAUACAGGCUGUGUUCGUAAAGUUUUCACUAGAACAGGCAGUGCCGUCACAGCUUUAUAUCAGUUCUUUGAUGCGGAAGACGUAUUCUUUGCUUAUGGGAAUGAAAGGGUCAACCAAGAAGAUUUUGAAUUAGAAUUUGAAGAAAAUAAAGCUGUACUGCAAUGCAGAAAAACCCCUAUAUCUAGAAAUUCAAGGAGUGGUCCCAAACCUCGAAUGCCGGUAAAAGCAGGCGGUGGAGCAGCACGAGCAGCCAGUGAGGCGGGAGCGGGCGCUGCUGGAGAUAACGCAGAUGAAAACAGCGGGCCACUGUUACCACAACCAUUGCGCCUAAAGUACAGCGUCGGUAGAAUCAUUGGUGACGGUAACUUCGCUGUCGUAAGAAUAUGUAAAGAUAAGACUACGGCAAAGGAGUAUGCCCUCAAAAUUAUUGACAAAGCCAAAUGCAAAGGAAAAGAACAUUAUGUGGAAGCAGAGGUCCGAGUAAUGAGAAAGUUAUGCCAUCCACGAAUUGUAUCACUCAUCGAGGAACAAGACAGUCCUGAGUGGCUCUUCCUUAUUAUGGAAUUAGUCAGUGGUGGAGACUUGUUUGAUAGUAUUGCGGCCGCUUCCAAAUUCUCUGAGCCCCAAGCGCGUUUGCUAAUCGGCCACUUAACAUCCGCUAUCGCAUAUCUACACUCGCUUUCUAUAGUGCAUCGUGACAUCAAACCCGAAAAUUUAUUGGUGGAGGUAGGUUCAGAUGGCAGUAUACGCGGGUUAAAGCUGGCUGACUUUGGACUAGCGGUGGAAGUCUGGAGACCCCUUCACGCCGUUUGUGGUACGCCCACUUACGUUGCGCCCGAAAUACUGCUAGAAACUGGAUAUGGCUUAAAGAUCGACGUAUGGGCUGCAGGAGUUAUUCUAUACAUCUUACUAUGCGGAUUCCCGCCGUUCUCCUCCCCGGACGGUGACCAAGAGAAACUCUUUGAUGCUAUAUUAUCAGCUAGACUGGAAUUCCCCGCCCCACACUGGGAGCGAGUAUCGGCGGGUGCUAUUGACCUAGUCGCCAACAUGCUGCGCCCGCAACCCGAACUACGUUUUGCUGCAGAGGAUGUGCUCGACCACGCCUGGAUGGCGGAUGACUAUGACGAAAGCUGCGACUUUCGCACAUGGUACGACGAGGACUCGUCAUAG
Molecule: messenger RNA, 1932 nt
Organism: Arctia plantaginis
Lineage: Eukaryota; Metazoa; Arthropoda; Insecta; Lepidoptera; Erebidae
Source: the annotation of a GenBank genome assembly